AUGAAUCAAUUGGAAACAAUCAGUAAAAAAGAAGCUGAUAAACAACUAAAAUUCACAGAGAUAGUACAAAGGAACUAUAAAAUAGCAAGACUUAAUUGUGGAACAGAUAAACCAAAGAAAGAAUAUGAAAUAUACUUUGUAACAGAAAUAAAAGAAAGUUAUAAAAAUAGAAAAGAACAAAUUAUAGAAUUAGUAAAGUACUUCUUUCAUCAAGCAUCAAAAAAAACAUUUGAAGAAUCAAUUGAUGAACUAAAAGAAACAGUUAUAGAACAAUUAAAAAAAAGAGAAUUCUUUGAAGAAAGUAUUAUAUUUGACAAAAAUUACUUAGUAGCUAAAGAACAUAUCUGGAAAAAGUAG
Molecule: messenger RNA, 357 nt
Organism: Cetraspora pellucida
Lineage: Eukaryota; Fungi; Glomeromycota; Glomeromycetes; Diversisporales; Gigasporaceae
Source: the annotation of a GenBank genome assembly